AUGGGUGUGUUUGGCGAUGAAGUGAAGUCGGUGUCAGUGAUGGAGGGAGAUUCUCUUACUCUAUAUACUGAUAUUACUGAACUACAGACAGAGCAGCAGAUAGUGUGGAGGUUUGGACCUAAUGAGAUUCGUAUAGCUCAAAUCAACAAAGAAGCCCAUACAGUCUCAAUAAAUGCUGAUGUUCUUGAUGGGAGAUUCAGAGACAGACUGCAGGUGAAUAAUCAGACUGGAGAUCUCACCAUCACAAACAUCACAACACAACACACUGGACUUUAUAAUUUAACCAUCAAAGGCAACAGGGACCUCUCAUACAGAUUCAAUGUUACUGUUUAUGCUCAUCUGCCCAUUCCUGUCAUCACCACACAAAACUCAUCAUCAUCAUCAUCAGGCUCAAAUUGUUUAUUAUUGUGUUCAGUGUUGAAUGUGAGAGAUGUGAGUCUGUCCUGGUACAAAGGAAACAGUUUAUUGUCCAGCAUCAGUGUGUCUGAUCUCAACAUCAGCAUCUCUCUUCAUCUGGAGUGUCUGAAUGAUUCUUACAGCUGUGUGGUCAACAAUCCCAUCAGUAAUCAAACUCAACAUCUCAACAUCACUCAUCUCUGUCAGCCAUGUUCAGAUACAACAGUCCAACAGAUUCAGUUGGUGUAA
Paramisgurnus dabryanus is the source of this 645-nucleotide messenger RNA. Lineage: Eukaryota; Metazoa; Chordata; Actinopteri; Cypriniformes; Cobitidae. The record is from RefSeq and is a predicted model, not a curated record.